GAGUCAGCCAGUCUGGCUGGAUGAUGUUGCAGAUUCUCACGAAGAUUUCAUCCAGAUAAAACACCACCUGCUGCCCACAAUCAUGCGCAGAAACACCCACACAUUCAGGUUAAACAAGUGUGUGUGCGCAUGACAACAUGUCUGACUGUUGGACAUAUUCCUCGUCGUCUACUCCUCCCAUCACCUAUCACUCCGCUCUGUCCCAGACCCCUCCUUCCCUCUCCUCCCCCCACUCAUCAUUCAGGAACCAUGGAAACCCACAUGCUAAGGUAACCUCUCCUCACCUCUUCCCGCAGCACCAGGUAUCCUCCUUCCCCUUCUUCCAUCAGCCUCAGAUUAGCUCCCCUCAGACUCCAUCCCCUCACCUCACUCCUACCCAGCUGACCUCCCCUCACUUCCCUUAUCCUCCUGUCACCUCCCCGCACCUUAUACCCCAUGCCCAGGUGACGUCCCCUCAUCGUGAACUGCAGUCACCGAUAACCUCCCCUCACCUCCUCUCCCCAGCUCAGCAUGCCCUUCAUCCUGAACCACAGCCACAGAUCAUCUCCCCUCACCUCCUGUCUUCGCCUCAGCACCCCCUCUUUAGCCAGAAUCCUGAUCCAGACUUAGAUCAUUCAGACUGGAUCAAAUGUGAACCCAGCUCUGAACUUUCCUGCCUUCUUAAUGGCAACGGUUUCCCUUACCAGAACCAGACCUCAACUCAUCUGGAUUUCCACAACCAGUUCAAUUCUGGUUUAGCUCACCAUGGAGAGUCCUUGGAGGACACACACAGAUCCUAUGAUGCUGACACACUUCUUUUCAGUGGCAUUUGUGCACAGAGUGACACGUCUAAUGCAGGUGAGGACACCUGGAGGCAUCUGGAGCCAACCGUGUCCCAGCUGCAGUGCUCAGCGUUGGACUCUGUGUCUGCAGGAGCCCAGCAGGCAGCUCCAUCUCCACACGGGCUCUCUGUGGAGAGAUGGCGUUCCCCUGAGCUCAACUCAGCUGAAGACUUCUCCGGUACCCAGUUUUUCCCGGAUAGCUUCCUGAAUGCCUCGCAGCCUUUCUGUAGCCCCACAACCCCUGGUCCGAGUCCUCAUUACCCCCAAACCCCAACCGUCUCCAGCCCCAGUCCUCAAAUGCACCCCAGGACUGAGAGAACGGGUUUUCACACCCAGAUGCACAGAGAUCAGAUCCCUGAUCCAGGUCAGUACCACCAGCAUCAGACAAACCAGCAGCUCCUCUCAAGCCAAACAGAGCAGAUUCAGGACCUGACAGGCCUGCUCCACACUGCUGGCACCUCCAAGACUAGCUUCUCCCCAUCAGGACGGGGCCAGCAUGUCGGGAGGGCUGCCCAGUGUAUGAGCCUCUCUGCUGGGCUAAACUGGACAGAAGAGUGUGGAGAAAAAAAAGGAAAGGGAAGAGGAGGAGACGAUGGCCAGCCAGACUGGAACUGGAUGCAACUUGAAAGUCUCGACUCCAGGCUGAUGUGUGUGGUGUGUAAGCGUGACUUCAGGAGCCUGCCAGCAUUAAAUGGUCACAUGCGUUCCCACAGCGGCUUCAGAUUGGCUACAUGCUCGAAAAAGGACUCCUCGCCACCGGUUCAGCGUUCAAACACCAUGGUGAUGCCUGUGUCCAUCCCAGUCAAAUCACGACGUGUGUCGAAGACAUGUAGGAGCAGUCAGACAAGAGGCAGCCACCUCCCUCUGGCCACUGGCAGCACAGCACUCUACCGGAGCCUGAUGCACCCGCAAGAGGGAGAAGAUGUUACUAAAGGCAUUAAAGCUGGUGAAAAUAGAGCUGUUUCUGCAGCUAACAAAGGCGGAGGCCACUACACCCCUCCCCCUAUGCUGUGUCCUCAGAGGGCAGGUUCAGGGCUGUACUGCUCCCUUACCACCAGGAGGCAACAGAGAGUGCAGACUGUUCAGCUCCACAAUGGAAUCAGUGAUCUCGGAGCCGCAGAGACAGCAGUUCCUCCUCCUGGAACACUAACAUCAGGAACCAUUAAGCCGCAGAUCAACUUGGGGCAGGGCUUCCAGGCUGAAAUCCCACCCUUACAGGACAGAAAAUGUGCCCACUUUGACUCCCACAGUGCAGUGCUGCAGUGGACACCUUGGGAUGAUCUGGAGCGUCCUGUCAAUCAACAGAGAGUUGAAGCUCUGCUGAUGAUGGCUCAAUCAAGCGUGGUGCCAAGGGGCGGGGCUAACGCGGAGUACAGCCUCCAAGUUUUAUCAGAGUGCAAAGGAGACUUUCUGUUGACGGUGGAGAAGCUGCUGUCAACUCCUGAAAGCAGCAAACACACAGGUGUGAGCUGGAGUGCAGCAGAGAAGAGGUUGCUGGUGAAAUCUCUGCAGCUCCAUCAGAAAGACUUCAAAAGCAUCCAGAAAGUUGUUCAGACAAAAUCCCUUUCCCAGUGUGUUGAGUUUUAUUAUCUGUGGAAGAAGAAGAUGAGUUUGAACACCAAGACUCAGACCAGCCUGACAGUCACUCUGCCCAGUACAAACGGUCAAAGGUCAUCAAGAUCUCAGGCUGCUUCAUGAACUGCUGGACUGUUGCCCUCUGGAGCUACACACUACUUACCAACACAAGGCUUGAACCAAAACAGUUAAACUGUGACUGGUUUAGUUCCAAGUUUGUUUGUUUUUUUCUCACAAAAUCACAAAGCAUGCACUUAUUUUAAUAAAACUCCACCAGGACAUUAUGCACAUUGUAUCAGUUCUUUCUUCUGUUGUGCUUUUUUGACUGUAUGAUAUGGUGUUU
Messenger RNA from Archocentrus centrarchus (flier cichlid), 2739 nucleotides. RefSeq lists its product as uncharacterized. NCBI's taxonomy places the organism in Eukaryota, Metazoa, Chordata, Actinopteri, Cichliformes, Cichlidae. Gene Ontology annotation, molecular function: transcription corepressor activity. The record is from RefSeq and is a predicted model, not a curated record. Gene Ontology annotation, cellular component: histone deacetylase complex; transcription regulator complex. Gene Ontology annotation, biological process: regulation of transcription by RNA polymerase II; negative regulation of DNA-templated transcription. The coding region runs from base 138 to 2519 and encodes 793 amino acids. The transcript is spliced from 14 exons.